CCUGUUUCCGGUAAAAUGAAAAUAAAGUGAAACAAAUACCAAUACUUCGAAAAUACGAAUAAUCUCCAAAAUGGAAGGAAACAAACCAAAAGAAACAAAUGGGUCACAAACAGUUAAAUCCAAUGGUGCAAGCAACGAUUCAAUUUCAGAUAGAUCCACAUCGUUUCCUCAAGAAACCUCAAGCAAUAGUUCAAAAGAAUCCGACUCCCCAUCCAAAUCCCUGUGCUCUUCAUCUUCAACGUCGUCAGAAAAUGUACCUGGGAUAGAAAUGAAAAUUUUAAGAGAUAGUGCCAAAGUAUCACAGUCAGAUGAACCACCAUUACUUGGGGGAGAGCUAAUUCAAGGAAUAGGAAGAGAUGUGACAUAUUUAUGUCCCUACAAUGGACCAAUAAAAGGAGCGCUGACAGUCACCAAUUACAAGUUGUACUUUAAAAGCAGUGAAAGGGAAUCGUUAUUUAUAUUAGAUGUACCACUAGGUGUGAUAAGUAAAAUUGAGAAGAUAGGUGGUGCCACUAGCAGGGGAGAGAAUUCCUAUGGAAUUGACCUGAUUUGCAAGGACAUUAGAAAUUUAAGAUUUGCACACAAACAAGAAAAUCAUUCAAGAAGACAAGUUUUUGAGAAGAUCCAACAGUUUGCCUUUCCUAUAACAAACAAACAGCCAUUAUUUGCCUUUGAAUUCAAAGAAGAUUAUGGUGAAGACGGAUGGAAAGUAUAUGACCCAAUAGCAGAGUACAAAAGACAGGGCCUUACAAAUGAUAGUUGGAAGAUAAACAGAAUAAAUGAACGAUAUGAAUUGUGUGAAACAUAUCCUAGUAUUAUAGUAACACCCCAGGCUGCCACAGAUGAUGACAUCAGACAGGUGGCUACAUUUAGAAGCAGAGGAAGAUUACCAAUUUUAUCAUGGAUCCACCCAGAAAGUCAAGCUACAAUAACCAGAUCAAGUCAGCCUCUGGUUGGUGUUGCUAACAGAAGGAACAAAGAAGAUGAGGCCUAUAUACAGAUGAUAAUGGAUGCUAAUGCUCAGUCUCACAAGUUAUAUAUCAUGGAUGCAAGACCAAGUGUUAAUGCACUCGCUAAUAUGGCUAAAGGUGGUGGCUAUGAAAGAGAAGAAUCUUACCAGAAUGCAGAAAUACUGUUUUUAGAUAUACACAAUAUACAUGUUAUGAAAGACAGUUUAAGAAAGUUACGUGAUGUUGUAUUUCCAACCAUAGAUGAUGCUCAUUGGUUAUCUAACGUAGAAUCAACACAUUGGCUUGACCAUAUUAAGCAAAUAUUGGCAGGUGCUUUGAGAGUUGCAGAUAAAGUUGAAUGUCAGAAAACAUCAGUAUUAGUUCAUUGUAGUGAUGGAUGGGAUAGAACAGCUCAGUUGACAUGUUUAGCCAUGUUAAUGCUAGAUCCUUACUACAGAACAAUAAGGGGAUUUGAAGUUCUUAUAGAAAAAGAAUGGUUGAGUUUUGGUCAUAAAUUUGCACAGAGAUAUGGUCACGGUGAAGAUAAACAUUCUGAUGCUGACAGAUCUCCAGUGUUUCUACAGUUUAUAGACUGUGUAUGGCAAAUGACUAAACAGUUUCCCAAUGCCUUUGAGUUUAAUGAACACAUGUUGAUAACCAUAUUGGACCAUUUAUACAGCUGUUUGUUUGGAACCUUCCUGUGUAACUGUGAACAGGCCAGGAUGACAGAGAAACUGAAAGAGAAAACUGUGUCAUUAUGGUCGUUUGUGAACUGUCAGCUGGAGGAAUUUACCAACCCAUUGUAUGCCUCUUAUCUCCACAAACAUGUACUGUUCCCUGUAGCUAGCAUGAGGAGGUUAGAGCUGUGGACAGCAUACUACUGUAGGUGGAAUCCUAGAAUGAGGCCACAGGAGCCUAUUCAUCUUCGGAAUAGAGAGUUACUGAUUCUGAAGCAACAACUCACCAAAAAGGUAGAGGAGCUACAAAAGGAAUUAGAUCAGAAGAAUAUGAGAGGGCGUGGUCUAGAACAACCAAGUCCAAGACCAAUUCCCAGAAUAUCUCAACCUGUUAAUGUAUAGCUGAUGUGAUUAAACAUUAUAUUGACUGUCAAACAACAUGAGGAUUGCUAUGUGUUUGGAGGAAUGUAUUGACUCCAUUCAUUGACUAUUUCUGCUAAAAGGGAAAAAAAAGAUAUGUUUUACUAACUACUUUUAUGUAAUUUCAUAUUCUUAACCAAAAAAUCCUUGAAAUCAAGACAUAUUGCAGAUAAAAUAAAUAAUGGCAUUUUAUUUUUUGAUACAGAUUUCUGAAGCUCAAGUAUCAGCUCGUCAUAGCAGGCCAAUAUACUUGCCGAUAGAGUCGGAAUAUAAAACAAGAAUGUCAUUAUUCUAUAUUUAAUUUCAAUUGUACAUUAUCUAUUUGUUCUAAAGAAAUCAGAGGAUUUAUUGACUUAUAUAAAUAAAAAAAAACAUUUUGAACACGAGAGUGAAUUUUAUGGGCUCAUUAGUAGUGAAAAAAAUGUGCAGUUGUAAUUUGAUUGAAGAGAAUUUAUUUAUUUAUACUACUGAUUGAGAACAAUGGCCAAUGAUUUGUUUUUGUAUGAAAAUGUUUGAGAGAAUGUAUGUGUUACAAUUAUUGUAUUAAACUAGAUUCAUGUAAACUGUUAGAAAUUUAUCUAGUUUUUGUGUAGUAAUUAGCUUUUGAAAGCAUUUGAUAAAUACAGUGUAACUGCCUAUUUCAUAAGACAUAUCUUAAGACAAGACAAUAAAACUUAAUUCUUUUUUAUCUUGGUUUUUUUUUCAGAGACUAUGCCAGAAUUGAUAAUUUUAUCAUUUUAAUAGAAAAAAGUAAAUCAAUGUAAUUAUUUGAAAUUAAAUUUUAAGUAGAUAAACAUCUAUAAUUCUUUAUGUAAUGAAAAGUGGUAAACUAUGCAAAAAUUAGGAACGAUUUGCAUUUAAAUAUUUAGUCUUGAUAAAAACCUUUAAACAUGCCCUUUCUUUGUGGAACAAAUUUUAUCAAUGUAUUAUAGAUGUGUUUUGUUUUUUUGUGUUGUUGGUUUGCUGUCUCAUUGAUAAUACCCCACAUAUCAUUUUAUCAUAUUGCACACAAUGAUAUAACAUGGGCAUGUUUAAAGGCUGCUUUCAAAAUAAAAUAUAUGAUUAUUAUUUUCAUAUCUAUGCAAGUUUCAGGUAGUGCAAUAUUGGGAAACAUACAGAAUUACAACAAAAUAGUAUUUUUUUCAGACUUUGAAACAAUGAUUGAGAUUUAUUUCAAUAUUAAUUUCUCUUUGCAUAUUAUUGUUUUUCUGUCACAUUGAUAUAUUCCCCUAAUUUUAUUUUAAUCAUAGAGAUAAAAAUUGUAUGCACUGCAUUGUACAAACAAGGGGAGAUAACUCAACACUGAUUUAAUAUUUUUGUUUCCAAUUUUGUGACCUAAUCAUAACGGACCAUGUAAUUGUUUAACAAGACCUGAGUGUUCUAGGCAAAACAGAUGCUAAUUAUAAGCUUCCAAAAUGUACAGACAUAUUUUUCAACUUGUAAAUUUAACUAUUGUUUUUUUUUUAAUAUUCUAUUAGUCCAAAUUAAUUUAGUUGCUUUGGCUUGAUUUAGUUUUUAAAGCAACUGCUUUCAUGCUAUAGCGUAUAGACAUCUGGACCCAGAUUAGAGACUCUGCCCAGAUCAAGCCAAAGUUUUUUUAAGCAGAUUCCUGGUCUGUCAUUCUAAUACUUUUAUGUAUGUUUUCUAAUGAAAUACAUUAAUUGAAACAGUUGAAAAGCAUUAGUGGGUUUGAGAAGUUUCAACAUCUGUUCUUGUAAAUGUAUUUUUUGCAUUUAAAAGGACAACUGUUUGACUAUCAAAGAACAUAGAAUUCCGAGUGAAAAAAGUGCAUUUUUAUACCUGCGAUUUCGUUCUUGAGAUGUUUCAACAAAAUAUUGAAUAUGAAUGUCAGUUGUUGAUUUGAUAUUGAACAUUUGACUGAAUUAUCUCUUAUACAGUUUUAUGUUGUUUAAUUCGUGUUUGUUUUUGAAAGAGGUCAAGUUGCUCUUGUUCAUUCAUAAAAUUAUCGUAAAAUCACUACGCACGUUAUAGUGAUGUAAUCUUAUCUCACAUUAUUUGUUUUUAAUUAAAAGUAGCACAGUUUA
Mytilus californianus (California mussel) is the source of this 4092-nucleotide messenger RNA. Its product is annotated as myotubularin-related protein 2-like. The record is from RefSeq and is a predicted model, not a curated record. Gene Ontology annotation, molecular function: phosphatidylinositol-3,5-bisphosphate 3-phosphatase activity. The transcript is spliced from 17 exons. Gene Ontology annotation, biological process: dephosphorylation. NCBI's taxonomy places the organism in Eukaryota, Metazoa, Mollusca, Bivalvia, Mytilida, Mytilidae. Bases 71 to 2029 code for a protein of 652 amino acids.